AAAAUCUUCCACGUGUGCAUCCCUCAGUCCCAGUCGCAAGUGUUUCUAUUGGGAGCCCUGCAUGAAAACGUCUGAUCGCAACGCAGCUUGGCAGUGCUUUACCUCUCUUCUACCCCCUGCCUUUAAUUUCCUUGAUUCCUCACCCCAAAGUCUCAUCAUUUCCCAUUUCGUCUCCCUCCCCUUCCUGGCUGUCGGAUGCAGGGACCUCCUCAUUUGAGCUGCAGGUUUUUACGUGGGCGAAUCACAAAGUGUUGGAAUCUAUUGCCUUUGUCUGACAAGUCAUCCAUCUCUAUGCAAGGGGAUCUGUAGGAUGGAGGUAGGAGGGGGGUGAUCUGUGGGACUGCAGCUUUUAGAAACAGACACACAAGGAGAGGGGUUUCAUUCUCAGCCCAAAGCUUCGCUCAGGCACAGCCCAUUCCGGAGGAGAGGGGGACACACUGCUCUGUGCUCCGCCGUGUCCAUGUUGUUGUCAUCUCCGCCCCUAUCUGAUUAAACCACAGAGCCCGCCGCUCCACCAAGCCGUCCACAGGAGAGGGGAUUUUUUUUUUCCUCCGGCCGCAGAUUGCAGAUCGGACCUGUGGAGAAUCAGCAGAUCUUUUGUUUUUGUCCUCACGAUGUCCGUUAAACACAAACAGUGACCCGGUUUGAGCCAAUGUUGCUGCGACUGGUGCGCUCUGCACACGCGUGGGUCAUGCUCUGCACCUGACAGCUCCUUCUGCUGACUUUUGAGUUCAGACUUGAAACAGGAGGAAAACUUAGCAUCGCCCCAAGAAGUUGUUGACUGCUGCAGCCUGCGGACUCUUCCACACGGACUGUUUUACACCAACAUAUAAAUCCUUGUUGUUGUUUUUUUUACUCCUUUAAAGCUGCAUCACCGAGGCGAAACGGCGACUUCAGUCGAUUACCUUUCUUUCCUUUGCUAUCCAAUGGAUAUUCACUGCAAAGCAGACCCCUUCUCAGCGAUGCACCGGCACGGCGGUGUGAACCAGCUCGGCGGGGUGUUUGUGAACGGCAGACCCCUCCCGGACGUGGUGAGGCAGCGGAUCGUGGAGCUGGCCCACCAGGGCGUCCGGCCCUGCGACAUCUCCAGACAGCUACGGGUCAGUCACGGCUGUGUCAGCAAAAUCCUCGGCAGGUACUAUGAAACCGGCAGUAUUAAACCCGGAGUCAUUGGUGGCUCCAAACCAAAGGUCGCAACUCCGAAAGUGGUGGAUAAAAUUGCAGAUUAUAAGCGCCAGAAUCCAACCAUGUUCGCUUGGGAGAUAAGGGACCGACUACUGGCUGAGGGCGUCUGCGACAACGACACGGUUCCCAGCGUUUCAUCCAUCAACAGGAUUAUCCGCACCAAAGUCCAGCAGCAAUUCCACCCGUCCCCUGAUGGAUCUGUUACGCCGCUUUCCACGCCCGGCCAUACCAUAGUGCCCAGCACAGCCUCCCCUCCUGUGACCAGUGCCUCGAACGAUCCCGUAGGAUCCUACUCCAUCAACGGCAUUCUGGGUAUUCCCCGCUCCAAUGGCGAGAAGAGGAAACGAGACGAUGUUCUCUGGAGUGGCAACCACUUGGAUGGAAGGAAAAUAGGACAUUAUGGCUCUGAUGGUUCAGGCCCGGGCAGCGACUCUCAAGGCAGCGUGGAAAGUUUAAGGAAGCACCUGCGAGCAGAUGCCUUCACCCAGCAGCAGCUGGAGGCCCUGGACCGCGUGUUUGAAAGGCCUUCCUACCCCGAUGUCUUCCCCACUUCAGAACACAUUAAACCCGAACAGGCGAAUGAGUACACUCUACCAUCCCUGAAUGCUGGCCUGGAAGAUGUAAAGCCGAGCCUUUCCACCAGCGCCAGCUCCGACCUCGCCUCCAGUGUCUCCCAGAGUUACUCUGUUGUGACAGGUCGAGACAUGGCCAGCACCACCUUACCUGGCUACCCGCCUCGUCCCCCCACAGGACAAGGCAGCUACCCCACCUCCACCCUCGCUGGAAUGGUUCCUGGAGGGGACUUUUCCGGAAACCCUUACUCUCAUCCACAAUACACAACUUACAACGAAGCUUGGCGGUUCAGCAAUCCAGCAUUAUUAAUGCCGCAUCCCGUGGCUCCGCACCUCCCACUGCUGCCACUGCCUAUGACCGCCACUAGUUACCCUGGAGACCAGCUCAAACUGCAGGGCCAGAGCCUCGGCCUCCAUAUUGUCCCUGUCUGAGAAACACUGAGGUCGAAGGGAAGCGAGGUGGAAUCCUAAACGAAAGCCCGUCAUCUUGUGGAGGAAGAAUGGGCGAGGUCGACGCCGGUGCACCCAGCUUCAGCGUUACACUCUUUGGAUCAAAAAAAAGGGGCCCACGGGCAUUGGGGAGCUCACCUAUCAUGCCCUCACUCUCUCACAGGCCUGAACAUUUCCAGAAUGACUUUAAGAGAUUAUAUAAAUAUAUAUAUUAUAAAAUAUAAAUUGAAGAAAAACAGUGUGAAGAAUACCAUGUGGAAAAAAAAUGUUGUGGGUUUUUAAUUUUUGUUUCUUUGUUGCUGUUGUUGUUGUUGUUAUUUUAUUCAUGGAUCCUCACAUUCCUUUAUGUAACGAACUGCAGUAUUUUUUUCUGCUCUGAAGAGAGAAGUCCAGGGGAGUUUGACGAUGGUCCCAUGGCUGGAUAAUGUAGCGACUUGAACCAGUGUUGUGGGGCCCCUCUGAUACUUAAUGAGAUCCCGGCUACACACUGUAAGAACAGGCUUUACUCCGGUGCUUUGACUACGUCUUUUGCUCCCAUUUCACCUAAAUUAUCAGAUGAACACAGCAUGCCCUGCGACAUCCACUGACCCUAUAGACCAAUGGCAACAUCACGCUCCCUGUGGCAAACAAUCAGAUGUAAAAAUGUAAAUCAUUUUGCAAGGCAUUAAAAAUUUGGCGGCCGUGAACUCAAAAUGGUCCUGCCAUAAUUUUAAAUACUUUAAAUUAUUUUUUAUGUCACAAUUAUUUAAAGUCUUAUCAAAGACUUUUCUGAAUCUCUGUCACAUUUCUCUCAUUUUCCAGUCAUGCCCAUGUCCGUGCAUGGUGUCGUCAUUUGCUCUUUUUUGCACUAUAACCUCAUUUUAUUUUACUCUUUUUUUUUUAAUUGAAUUUGGUACAUUCGCUUAUAAUUAAGUUUAAUUAACCAGUUUCAAAGCAUACAUUGACAAUAUUUAUGUUGUAUUGGUAUACAAAAUACACAAAGAAAACAAACAUCUGUUUCUGUGUGAACAUCUUUUUCCAGAGUAAAAGUGAUGCUUCCGAGUUUCUGAAGACGUUUGCAAGUCAUAGCUCUUUGGCUACACGAACAAAUCCUUCCAGUUCAACUAUAUUUCAUCCAGCUACUUAGUCAUACCACUAGAUGCCUACACACUUUAGAAAGCUGUAUGCAGUUGUGCAAGCCAACUGCAAACUCGCUUCAACAAUUGCCUUACAAACCUGUUUUUUCAACCUAAAUUCAUGCCUGUUCAAUGAAAUUAAUUGCCUUUAAAAACACAUAUUCACCACCCUCCAUUAUGUUCCACUCUCCAUAGGGGCUGAAAGGAAAUACUGUUUCAUUUUGCGUUUUGGAAAAUAUGUUGUGAAUGUACUCCUACAUUUGCCAAAGACUUAGUUUGAUAUUUAAUAUUUUAUUUACAGUAUAUGUAUGCAUAAUUAAAGCAGUAUUAUCGUUUAAAUAAGUCAACACUGAACAUGUAUGUCAUGGCUUUUCAACAGGUGAACAACAUGAUGCAUAUGACUGUAAUGGAAAAGGUGAAAUUCAGUGACUCAAUACUCCAACAACUGCAACUCAAUGCUGCUUUAUAGAAUGAUUUGUGAAUAAUGUGAAGACAAUUCUUCUCUGUAAAUAUAAUGUCACACACACACACAUACACACACACAAAUACACACACCAUCGCAGUAUCAUACUAAUGUACUGGCUCCCUUUGUAGAUAUACAGACUGAAAAAAACCCACAUGCAUUACAUUUGUGUCUUAAUGUAAUGUUGUGCUCUAAGGAAAGGCACAACUGCUGUAUAACCUAUGGCUACGUCAAUAGCAGGUUUCAGAUGCUAACAUCACAUAAGUUGUCUUUGUCAUUUUACUUUAUUUUCAUGAUAUCGUCAUGAUGAUGUUUUAUGUCACUAUGCAAUGAGUUUAAUGGCUUUCUGUAUCAUCUUUUGUUGUCGGGCUCAGAAUAAGUAAUCCCCAUGGAGAACAGCAUAAAAAGUACAAAAGACCUCCAGUGUGAAAUGACUAUUCUCUGGUUUCACUUUUGCUCCCCCCCAAAUGAAGAUGCGAUCAAACUGAAGUCCUUGGCAAUCGAAGAUAUCGUCCUGAUUGCUGUUUAUAGAUGUUGUGGUCAUUAUGUUAAUCCAAAUUACAGUGACCUGUGCCUCCAUGUAUAGAAACACAUCCAUACUUAUUCCCAGUCACCCAUCUCUCCUCCCUCCACUCUCCACUGCUACCAGUACAACUAUUUAGCAUAAGGCAUUCAAGAUUUCUUUACUACUACACAAGCUAACGUAUCAUCUGUUACCGGGGUUAACUGUCAUUGUUGAGGGCACCAGAGAACAGAGAAACAGACUGCGGUCCUGCUCUUCAGGAGAAGCUAUCCUCUAUAAAUUGCACUUGGGAUUUGCCUAUUUCUGUCAACGUGCAGCUCGACAUAUCUGAAAAUGAAACACUGGCGCAGAGUGCGAGCCACCGUCAUUCAAGCGACGUCUUUGCUGUAGGAAGUGGAGCACCUCUGCAGGAAUGGGUCUUCUGCUGUUGUAAAGAUGAUACAGGAGAUGUGUCAUGGACAUUAAAAGGAUUUCUGAUGAAAAUCUAUGUGGAAAGCCUUGUGGCCUCAAUCAUUGUUCUGUUUCAGUUUCUGUUCCAAUUCUUUUUGUGCACAUGAGAAAUAAAUUCUUUUAUAUGUCUGUCGUUGA
Acanthochromis polyacanthus (spiny chromis) is the source of this 4896-nucleotide messenger RNA. RefSeq names its product paired box 2a (gene pax2a). NCBI's taxonomy places the organism in Eukaryota, Metazoa, Chordata, Actinopteri, Pomacentridae. Gene Ontology annotation, molecular function: RNA polymerase II cis-regulatory region sequence-specific DNA binding; DNA-binding transcription factor activity, RNA polymerase II-specific. Gene Ontology annotation, biological process: regulation of transcription by RNA polymerase II; anatomical structure development. The record is from RefSeq and is a predicted model, not a curated record.